AUGCAAACUAUUAAAUGUGUUGUUGUGGGCGAUGGUGCUGUUGGUAAAACUUGUCUACUGAUUUCUUACACAACAAAUAAAUUUCCGUCUGAAUAUGUUCCAACAGUAUUUGAUAAUUAUGCCGUAACUGUUAUGAUUGGUGGGGAGCCGUAUACGCUAGGACUUUUUGAUACGGCUGGACAAGAGGAUUAUGAUAGACUUCGUCCAUUAUCUUAUCCCCAGACAGACGUUUUCUUAGUUUGCUUCUCAGUUAUAACACCAGCAUCUUUUGAAAAUAUUAAAGAAAAAUGGGUACCAGAGAUUACUCAUCAUUGUGCUCGAACACCUUUUCUUUUAGUUGGUACACAAGUGGAUCUUCGUGAUGAUCCAAAUGUAUUAGAAAAAUUGGCUAAAAAUAAACAAAAACCAAUUUCUGCUGAAAUGGGAGAAAAACUUGCUAAAGAAUUGAGGGCUGUUAAGUAUGUUGAAUGUUCAGCUUUAACACAGAAAGGAUUAAAAAAUGUCUUUGAUGAAUCAAUUAUUGCAGCUUUAGAACCACCAGCUCCUUUAAAGAAAAAAAGAUGUAGUAUUCUUUAA
Molecule: messenger RNA, 576 nt
Organism: Strongyloides ratti
Lineage: Eukaryota; Metazoa; Nematoda; Chromadorea; Rhabditida; Strongyloididae
Product: Cdc42l protein
Exons: 3
Coding region: 1-576 (191 amino acids)
Biological process (GO): small GTPase-mediated signal transduction
Molecular function (GO): GTP binding; GTPase activity
Source: RefSeq, a predicted model, not a curated record